UAAUCAACAACCAAAACAACAACAACAACAACAAAUAAUUAUCGAUUCAGAAACAAUGUUAAAAAAUCCAAAUCUAAAUAGCGGUAUUUUGAAUCAAAUAACCGAUUAUUCACCGGAAUGGUGUUAUACUGAAGGUGGUAUAAAAGUUCUUGUUGCUGGCCCCUGGUAUAAUGAUCCAAAUUCAAAUAAUCAUUAUUCAAUUUUAUUUGAUUCAAUUCCAGUACAAACAGAAUUAAUACAGAAUGGUUUAUUAAGAUGUUUUAGUCCAAAACAUCAAUCGGGUUUAAUAACAUUACAAGUUUCUUGUAAUAAUAUUAUUAUUUCUAAUUCAGUUAUAUUUGAAUAUCGUGAUUCUAAUAACAACAACAACAACAACCAAAGCAACAACAACAACAAUAAAUUAUUGAAUCAAAUGGAUUUAUUAAAUCAAAAUUCAUUGAAAUUCAAUUCUACCACUACUACUACUACAUCAUCAUCAUCAUCCGGCCAGAAUUCAACGUCAUCCAUAAUCAAAAUUAAACAACCUUCAUUGAUGGAACAAAUCAAAUCAGAAUAAUAAUGAUGAUGAUGAUAACUUGGCAAAAUUCAAAUUCAAAU
Messenger RNA from Dermatophagoides pteronyssinus (European house dust mite), 597 nucleotides. RefSeq names its product Calmodulin-binding transcription activator (gene Camta). Gene Ontology annotation, biological process: regulation of transcription by RNA polymerase II. Lineage: Eukaryota; Metazoa; Arthropoda; Arachnida; Sarcoptiformes; Pyroglyphidae. The record is from RefSeq and is a predicted model, not a curated record. Gene Ontology annotation, cellular component: nucleus. Gene Ontology annotation, molecular function: double-stranded DNA binding; transcription coregulator activity.